This is a messenger RNA of Amyelois transitella, 2742 nucleotides long. RefSeq lists its product as uncharacterized. The annotation marks the transcript as partial. The record is from RefSeq and is a predicted model, not a curated record. The transcript is spliced from 5 exons. Lineage: Eukaryota; Metazoa; Arthropoda; Insecta; Lepidoptera; Pyralidae. Gene Ontology annotation, cellular component: plasma membrane. Gene Ontology annotation, molecular function: protein binding.
UUUGUCACAAAUAUUAUAGGUGAGGAUGAUAACAUUAAGAAAAAAAUGGCAGAUGCGAUAAUACGAAAGUUGUAUAAUUUAACAACUAAUAACAUAUUCGCCAAUGGCACAGUAGAAGAAAGAAAUAAUGCAUGGAACAUUUUUGAGGAUAGGCUGAAAGCAGUGUCACAAAAAAGAUAUGGCCCUGAUACAGGCAAAUAUAUUGAUUUGAUUAUGCACGGCAUAAAGGCAAUGUCAUCAAACGUUUCGCCACGUUUGGUAGGUGAGCCGCAUGUAAUGCGAAAAAAUGUUAAUACUGAUAAAAACAAUGGUUUUAAGCUACAUGAAGGCUAUAGCGAUAAUACUGUUGAUGAAAUUGUUAAUGCUGCUAACUUUGAAAAUAAAAAGGAAUCUGUUAGAAGCGUAGCGUUAAAGCUAAAGAACAUAGUGGACAGUUAUAACGAUAAAACUGACGAUCAAACUAUUCAUGUUUCUAAUACUGAAAAUAAACAAGCUGUUGUUAAAAAAAUAACGAAUAAGCUAAAGACCUUAGCGGAAGGUUUAUACGAUAAAAAUUUUGACCAAAAACAUAUAAUCGAAUCUAUAAAACAAAAAGUAAUGAAUAUGAUAUUAAAGAAACAUCCUGCUAGUAAAGGUCAAAGAAAUGUAAAAGAAUUGGGUCGCCGUCUAUCUAAUGUUAUAGAAAUGGUAGUUCAUACCGUCAUAUCGAAUUUCAGUAAAGUACAGGAUAACGGGCUAAGAUAUGAUAAAUCGGAGGCAGAAUCUUAUUUGAAUAAAGUAAAUGAGGAAAAAGCAAAAGAUCGAGAUUUGUCCGUAAUGGUAAUGCGCGAUGGAAAUAGUUUUAUUACAGAUAUCCCUUUUUAUGACGAUUUCAAAGGAGUUACAAGUACAGUCAACUGCGAUGCACUGACGGAUAAAGUUUGCACAGCUUUGAAAUUCACGAAUAAAUUGCUUUGUCCAUUGGAUGGUAAAAAAAUAUCUAUAGAACGGCUUUGUGAUGGGGUAAACGAUUGUGUUGAUCGACAUGAUGAACGAAAUUGCAUUCGACAAGCUAUCGACAAAAUAAAAGAUGCAAGGAGAUUAAUAUCACACGUGGAAGAAUCUGUUAUUAAGAACUGUGCGAACACGCAUGUCGACAACACAUUACUAAGCAAGCAGAGUGAUAUCUUGGGCGCAGUAUUGCAAUCAGAACUUAAUUUUUUGAAAAGACAUGCGGGAAACAAUAGUGAUGAUAAUUUUGGAGCUCCUGAAGUGGUUAAAAAGACUGUCAAUGAAGUUGCGAUGGUUUUGAGUUCGCUCUCUACUGGUUUAGAAGGGUCCUUAUGUCCUCGUUACUAUGGUCAGGAUGAAGAAGAUGUCGCCGUUGAUCAGAAAAAUGUUUUAUCUCUAACUGGUGGUGAUAAAAAUGAUCCAUUCGAAGAUCUUAACCCACAGAGCACGCCGGCACGAUCGACUUUGGCAAAUAAGUGUGUAUGCGAUAAAGGUUUUUGUUCUGACAUUAACUGUAGCCAAAUGUGUCACCUUGUAUGUUGGCAAAAACAUAGUCUUGGUCAUUGGGGGUGCGUAUCGGUAGACGGAAGCACAACUGUAUCGCUGAAUGUGUUGUGUGAUGGUAAAACUGAUUGCUAUGAUCACAGUGACGAAGAAGAUUGCUCCGUAGGUGAUUUAUCAAGAUUUCAAGCUAUCACCAUUUACGACGAUGUCCUCACAGACUUGGCGUUGAAAGCUCAAGCUGCUGACAUGAAAUUUAUCCGUAACAACCUACUAUCAUUGCGCGCCAGCGUUUCUUAUUUACAAAAAGUCACCACUCAGGCCAGACCGCAACUGGAACAUGUAAAAACUGUCCGAGAUUUGUGUUUUUCGACGCUAAUUUCUACAUACAACAAGGUUUUAAGCAAAGGCAAUAUUCAGAGUUUGGAUGAUAUACAUCAUUAUUUGUUAACAUUAAAUCAGAAAUUGAUUUCGGCGUUGAAGCGCUCUCAUACUGGCAAUGACAAGAUUGUAACUUUGGAAGGGUGUUAUUGCAGUAAGAACCGUUGCACUUUGGCGAAGUGUUCCAAGCAGUGCGAACGAGCAUGUGCUGUAGAAUCGCGGUUAAUCAAAUACAGUUGUGACGGAACUUCCAAGAGCGCCGUCUUCGUGCCUUCUAACGCACUCUGCAAUGGAAAGGAGAAUUGUCCAAGAGGCGAAGAUGAAGUAGACUGCAAGAAAGAAUCUUGUCGAGCCCACCAUCUGGUUGUUUUACGACAUGACCUUAACAGAGUUGGUGAUAAGGAAAGAGGAACAGCUUUGGGAGCAGUUUUGGAUGCUUGGAAAACGAAGAUGGAAACCACAUUGCGUGUAGCGGAAGGCAGUGGUCGUCCGACAUUGUCGAUGGUUAGAGAAGUCAUAGACUCCUUGACCCGAGACUUGGUAGCUACUUAUUCUGCAAUACAAAGCAAUAAAAAUGAGAACGUGGUUUUCAAGACGUUCUUCGAUCUGUCGCAGCGUGUGUUAAGAGUAUUAAAGACUUGUCAGUAAAUUUCGGGACUUUUAUUUUGCUGAGGGUUUAAAUAUCACAAUAAUCCAGCUCGACAGACGACGGAGUAGAAUGUAGGUAUAAGGGCGUGGUCGGAUCUUUAACCAUUAUAUUUUAGAUAUAAUGAACUUUCUUCUAGAUAUGGGUAUAAAGAACCUAUCGUGUAUACCUACCUAUGCAAUCUUAAAUUUUACCAACUAUGAGAUACAAGUACACUACAGGAG